Messenger RNA from Myotis brandtii (Brandt's bat), 840 nucleotides. It is a transcript of the gene HHLA2, whose product is annotated as HERV-H LTR-associating 2. The record is from RefSeq and is a predicted model, not a curated record. Gene Ontology annotation, cellular component: external side of plasma membrane. NCBI's taxonomy places the organism in Eukaryota, Metazoa, Chordata, Mammalia, Chiroptera, Vespertilionidae. Gene Ontology annotation, biological process: T cell costimulation; positive regulation of T cell proliferation; negative regulation of T cell proliferation.
AUGCUGUCUCUCUUCCUCAUUCUUAUAAUAUCUCUAAGCGGAUCUCAAAGUAAGUUCCUUUUCUUUCUAGCUUUCUUCAUUCAUUUUAGUACUAUGAGUGAGCAAAUAGUCAUUGGAAGACUUGAGGAAGAUGUAAUUCUCCCUUGAUCAUUUGAGAGUGGUGAAAAAGUCAUAAUUCACUGGAGGAAUCAAGGUGAUGUUUAUACAUACUACAAAGACAGUGACCAUUUGGGAAAGCAAGAUCCCAGAUACACAACCAGGACCCUCUUCCUCAGUGAAAUUCACAGUGAAAAUGCUUCCCUAACUUUCAGAAGAUUAAGCCAUUUGGAUGAAGGAGUGUUCUCAAUGGCCAGUCGACCCUUGAAGAAUGUAGGUGUGAAUCCUGCAGGGCUAUUGAAAAAUAUCUGCAGAUGGCCUAACAAGAAGCUAAUGAUGACAGUUCCCCAAAGCCCUUCUUUCUCCCCCUUCACUUUUGUCACACUGGCGAUAAAGUAUGAAAAGAGGAACACAAACAGCUCCGUAAUAUGUGGCGUGUUAAGUGUUUAUCCUUGUCCAGUUCGUACAUGGCAAGUGAACAAUACAACUAUCCCUGAAGGCAAUAUGGAAGGAAUUGGGUCUUUUGAUCCUUUUUAUAAUAAGAUAAAUAUCAUAGGAUCAAAUUUAUUGUAUGAAUGUACUAUUGAAAAUCCAUUGCUGAAGCAAACAUAGACAGGGAGAUGGACAAUGAAAGGUGGGCUUCAUGGGGCUUUCUGUGUAUAUGUGCUAUGUCCGAGGGUUGGGGGGAUGGGGAAUAAUUUACAGGACAGAACAGAACACAAAGGAAAGAAAAUGCAUCUGUGA